This is a messenger RNA of Diospyros lotus (date-plum), 991 nucleotides long. RefSeq lists its product as uncharacterized. Bases 122 to 775 code for a protein of 217 amino acids. The record is from RefSeq and is a predicted model, not a curated record. Lineage: Eukaryota; Viridiplantae; Streptophyta; Magnoliopsida; Ericales; Ebenaceae. The transcript is spliced from 3 exons.
ACCCACUCGCUUCGGCAAAACGCCAGACCCUGAAACGUCCCUCCGUCGCUGCUUCUUCUUCUUCUUCGUCUUCUUCUUCUUCUUCUCGGUUCAGUUCUAACUUCUAAGUUCUCCCUCCGGAAUGGGGACCUGUGCUUCGAACAUGAAGCACCGACUAUCGUUCGACUCUAAGCCGGACAACGUCGUUACUCCGUCACCGAUUAAAGACAAAAUGCUUCUCAGCGGCCACCGUCCCGGCGGGGGAGGGGUCACGGUGCCUGUUCGUGAUUUCGGUGGAAAAGAGGAGACUUUUUUUGAUUCCCAACCCUGGCUGGAGUCAGAUUGUGAAGAUGAUUUCUUCAGUGUGAAGGGUGAUUUUACCCCAUCUUGUGGUAGCACUCCAGUCCACUGGAGCUCUACUGCAGGGUCUCCACGAGUUGAUAGAGGCCUUUUUGGUGACAAGAAACCUGUUUCCACACUCGAACCAUCCCCAACUGACAAGAAGAAAAAACUAGCUGAACUUUUUCGAGAGGGCUUAAAGGGUGACCAAGAUGCUGACCAGAAUGGAGCGAAUGUAAUGGGGGAAGCUAAGACGACCAUAAUUGGCCUCCCUCCAAGAUCUGCAGAUGGCACGCCUUUUGUAUCUGGAGCUGCCUCUGCUUGCAGCAAUGAGAUUCCUGAUGGAGUAUGCGAACCGGACAAGUCUGUGCAGUGUUGUUUACCAAGAAUGCAUUUAAGCCGCAGCCUUAGUGAAAGGAAGAAGAAGACAAGACCACCUACAGGUAGCAUUGGUUAAUUACGAUCUUUAAUCACCUUUAUUUAGUCCGAUGUAUAUGAUAAUAUGAAGCCACCAUAAUCUGAAAGCUCUGAGAUUCCUACAAGUCAUUUAAACUUGGAUUCCAUGAGAGUUGAGUAAAUAUAGCCUAAUGAAAUUGGUGUUAGCUAGCUGUAACAGUACUUUUGCAUUCAAGAGUGUAUAAAGGCCAUGGAGAAGACCUCUUCUUGAAGCUUA